Messenger RNA from Salvia hispanica, 490 nucleotides. Its product is annotated as protein transport protein Sec61 subunit gamma-1. Gene Ontology annotation, cellular component: membrane. Gene Ontology annotation, biological process: intracellular protein transport; protein targeting. Gene Ontology annotation, molecular function: transmembrane protein transporter activity. The record is from RefSeq and is a predicted model, not a curated record. NCBI's taxonomy places the organism in Eukaryota, Viridiplantae, Streptophyta, Magnoliopsida, Lamiales, Lamiaceae.
CCCACACGUAAUAAAACCCUUUUCCCCAAAUUCAAAACCCUCAAUUCGUGUCCAAAUUGAGAAUCUGAGAUCUAGGAGAACAAAUAACGAAAUCGAAUAUGGAUGCGCUUGAUUCAGUCUUCGAUCCACUGAGAGAUUUCGCCAAGGACAGCGUUCGUCUCGUCAAGCGAUGCCACAAGCCUGAUCGCAAAGAGUUCACCAAGGUAGCCACACGGACAGCCAUCGGGUUCGUCGUGAUGGGAUUCGUUGGUUUCUUCGUCAAGUUGAUUUUUAUCCCGAUCAACAAUAUUAUUGUGGGCGCUGCUUGAUUUAUUUCGCUUCCAGCUAUAGAAUGAGAACCCCGGUGAAGCAGAUUGGUUGCUCGGAUUUUAUUUGUCUGAUUUCAUUAUAUUGUAGAACUUCUUCUAAUCUUAUGCAUGAUGUCUUUUUCUCCAUUGUAAACACUUCCAAUACAUGAUUUUACUGUUUAUGUUACUACAUGUUUCGCAUC